Messenger RNA from Dentiscutata erythropus, 439 nucleotides. The record is from the annotation of a GenBank genome assembly. NCBI's taxonomy places the organism in Eukaryota, Fungi, Glomeromycota, Glomeromycetes, Diversisporales, Gigasporaceae.
GGGGGAAGAAGCUAAUAGAGUUCUCUGGGAUCAACCUAUACCCCAUGAUGAUGAUGAUGACUCUAAUCAAAAUUUAAAUAUUUUGCAUAAUGCACAAAGUGUACAAGUACAGUCUAGUAUAUCCAGCCAUGAUGUGUCUACCUCUGACAAUAAUUUAUCUAAUGCAAAUGAUAUAAUUUACUCUAAAGUUUCACUAGAUAAAUCAGCAGAGAUAACACAACCAAAGACGAGUCAAAGACUCGAAGCUCAGCUUUCUCAAAAUUCUAAUUUCGCAGUAAAAAAAAGUGUUUCUUCUGAUAAGAACAAAGUCCUAUGUCUCAAAGAGACGCCCCCUACAGGCCUGCAAAGCAAUAAUAUAUCUAGAAGGAAAAACGAUCUUGAAAAAUUAAUGAAAGACACUAAAAGAUUAGCCCCUAUGCUCCCAUAUUUGUCUCAGUAA